GACAGUUGCCGCGUACCGCCGACUUGCCACUAGCCCCGCCGCAUGCCUGCUCUCCGCGCCGCGCGGCACACGACGACGCCAUUUGAAGAGGAGCGCUCGGGGGCUCUUGACGCCGCGGCGGGAGCGCGGCAACAGCAGCAGCGACCGCUCCGCCUCCUUCCCCACCUCCUCAUCCUCACCCUCACCCUCCGCUGCUGAGCACCACCGGCCUCUCCGGCAGCCCGAGGCAGAGGUCGUUCUUUUCCUGCCGCACAGGGACGACGACAAGGCGAAAUACGUGGAAGCGGGCGAGAAACCGGGCGACGGCCCGGGCUUGCUUCUUCGCUUCAUUUCUAUGGUGCAGAUUCGGGGAGUCAAGCGCAGUCGAACUGAGCCCAACAGCUGGCCAUUUCCGCUGGCAUGCCAACAGGGGGGCGGGCCGGCCCCCGUGCAGUGGCAGAAAUUUAGGCUGCCGCAUCCGGUGCGCGUCUCGUCUCCCACCUCCUGUUCUCCUUCCUCUUCAUACUCCUCCCCCUUCUCGGCCAAAUCCAUGCGGUUUAUUUGGAACAACAUUUUCAGAAAAGGAUCGCAUAUGCUGCAGUGUCUUUGUGGCAGGAGCCUCAAGAAAACCAAGAACCCAACUGAACCGCAGCUGAAGGGCAUAGUGACCAGAUUGUUCUGCAGGCAUGGCUUCUAUCUCCAGAUGGGGCAGGAUGGAAGUCUGGAUGGGACCAAAGAUGACAGCACCAACUCCUCUCUGUUCAACUUAAUUCCAGUGGGACUUAGAGUGGUGGCCAUCCAAUCAGUAAAGAGUGGUCUCUACAUUGCCAUGAACGGAGAGGGUCACCUCUACUCCUCGGAAACGUUCACCCCAGAGUGCAAAUUUAAGGAGUCUGUGUUUGAGAACUACUAUGUGAUCUACAGCUCCAUGCUGUACAGGCAGAAGGAGUCUGGCCGGGCCUGGUUCCUGGGCCUCAACAAGGAAGGGCAGGCCAUGAAAGGCAACAGAGUUAAGAAGACCAAACCAGCUGCACAUUUCCUACCUAAACCUAUAGAAGUUGCAAUGUACAGAGAGCCUUCACUGCAUGACAUAGGGGAGGCGGCGCCUAAGAUCGCCGGGGGCCCGCCUUCCAAAAGCACAACCAGCGAGCCAGUGGUCAUGAAUGGCGGAAAGCCUGUCAGCAAACCUGCCAAGGAGGAGACAUAGCCCGCUCCUCCCCACCCCAACAUCCCCUUUCCACCCACAAGCAACCAGAGGCCAGGAAAAGUAAGCGAUUCUGCAACAAAUGCAACAAAAAAAACUCAGUCAAGUUGAGACCGGUCAACAGCAAGUGCGCACCCAGCACCCCACUGCUCACAUUGUAAGACAGAACUGCUGUUGUCGGCGGCUGAGGGGCAAAGAGGAAGAAGAUGAAGUGGCAGCAGUAUGAUCUCGCCUUGCCCGAAAGGGUAUUCUUAAAAUGAAACAAACAAACAAAGAUACAAAUGUGUCAUCUCCACCGAUGUUUACCUGUGACAGUCUGUUACUUCGAGGCCUGCUUGUCCUCCUCUAAUAGUGUUCAGUUGCCAGGUAUGCUUGCCUCAAACACACACACACAAGCUCCACAGAAUGGAUUUGAAAGCAUCCAGAUAAACAUAAUGGAGUGCUAAAGAUGCAUCUGAUCUGACACACAAUGUUCUGUAUCUGACCUCACCAGUUUGGUUCUUAUUUGACAGAUACGGUCGAGCAUGCUUCGUUAUUUCUUUGUAUGCAGUUGGUUUAAGGACACAAAACGCUGGUGAAGACCGAGCUUGCACAGUUGUACAGAUACAGAAUAGACUUCAGUUGCUACCUCCCUGCCAAGCACCUAAAGAAUGCUACCACCUCGUACAUAUGUAGCCAUUCAAGAAUUCUAGCAAGGACCUUUUCAAAUUGGCAUGUAGCUAUAACCGAAGAGAUUUAAUAUGUUUGGAGCCCCCAAGCAAAUGAAAGCAGAGCUUUGAGCAGCAUUACUGUUUACAUGAAAUAGCAAAGGACACUUAGAAUGUAGCUGAAGGGAAAGGCGCAAAGCUACACUCUCAGAGAAAAAGUACAUAGCUGUACUUACAGUACAGUGAUGGUGUACAACGGCUUGGACCCAUGACUUUUAUUGUUUGGAUGCUGAAAAGGGUACAAACAGCAUGGCAUCGAACAAAUAGUCUUGUGUACCACACACGGGGACUGUACCUUGUGGGACAAAAGUGAGCUCUCAUUUAUGACAGUGUAUCAUAACCUGCUGCCUUCACAUUAACUUGGAUUUAAAGGUAGGAGGGUAAAAGUGAACAGGGUAAAUCAUGUUAAAGCCACAAUGUGUCGAUUAUGUGAAGCGUGACGUGAUAUGCAGGUAUUGUAGUGAUAACGGUUUUUAACAUGGUGAUUUUUGCCAGCGAUGGUUGGACCGUAACUAUAGUGCAGAGACUUUAGCCACAAUCAGAAUAUCACAUGAUGAACUUGUGUGGCUAGCACAGCACAACGAAAGCAAACCAAAUAGAUUCCUCACUGUGACCAUCAACAUGGCUCUAAUCUGUUCAGGACUUUAAGCCUUGUUCAAGAACCAGACUUUCUGUUUAGACGCCAGUGAACUGAACUGAACUGGUAGUUGUUUAGAAACUGUCCCUUAGAAGGUAAGGAUACUGUGAUACCUCUUGUCUUGUCUGUGCCAGUGAAAGAGAUGCUGCGGUUCAGGAUGGCAAUGGAGCAGGGGUGGGCACACCAAUUUCACCAACUUGAAUUAGGAUGGACAUAUCUAUCAUAAAAGGACGCACAAAAAUGUCUCAAUGUCUCCAUGUCAGUCAUUUUGGUCCAAACCAGCCAUUUAUGGUACCAAUGGAGGACCUGUGAUACUGUAUGAGGAAAUGGGGAAAAAAUGGGUGUAGCAGAGAAGUAUGUUAGACUAGACCAGGCCAUGUACAGUAUGUGAACAAUAAGACAGUGGUGAGGUGUGCUGUUGGAGUGACAGAAGACUUCAAGGUGGAGGUGGGACUACAUCAAGGAUCCUCUCUGAGCCUCUUAUUAUUUGCUAUGGUGAUGGACAGAUGAUCUCUGUUGACUAUGAUGUUUGCAGAUGACAUUGUUAUCUGAGGUGGGUAGGGAACAGGUGGAAGAGAACCAAGAGGUGCACUGGGCAGAUGAACAAUGAAGGUCAGUUGCAGCAAGACAGUGCAUGAAUGAAAGGGAGGCCAGUGGAUUAGAAAAGGAGAACAUGCAGAAGUUCUGAUUCUAUGAUUAAAAUAAAUUAUUUUACACAUUUUACAUACACAUUUGACUUUUGUAAGGCUGUGUGACUAAUCAGACGAGCUGUAUCGCCUCAGCAACAGGUUGUCAGCACCAUGGGCCAAAGCACUGACACACAAAGGCUUCACAGUUGCAGAAACACCAGACUGGAGGGGGCAGUGUGCCGUACCCUCAUUUCUCGUACAGCAACGUCUUGUUCAAUUAUUUGCGCUGCAAUGACUUGUCUGCUACGCACCUACGACAACAAAUUAUUGCGAGCUCAGUAUUCCUAUCACAAAACUGUCAUUAUAACUGUAUUUCUGCUGUCGUCUCAAUGGGAAGUUGUUGUAGAUUGUCUGAUCUGAUGCCAUUUGGUUUAUAUACAGUGGAACCUCUGUAAAGUCGAACACCACAGCGCUUCUACUAUUUGCAAAGGCACACCAUCUUUUCAAAAAAUAAAAUUAUGCCUGUAGAUUGCAGAUCGUGAGAUCGCAAUUAAGCAAAGGAAUAGCUGCUUUUUUUUUUUUUUUACACAAACACUAAUUACAAAAGCAACAGCCUAAACGAGAGGUGUGAAGAGGAGAACAUGAAAAGAGAAGAAGAGUUUCAAACAAAUUAUAAGGCCGAUUUUGAGCCUUCUUAACCCCUUCUGAUCAGUUGGCAAAGGCCCAAUUAUAAUAAUAAAAAAAAACGAUAAAAGAUAAUUCGAGGCUGUUAUCCUGUGGUUUAGGAUGCGCUAUGUGUGAUUAUUUAUUUAUUUAUUUAUUUACUAUUUUUUUCCCCCCUCUCCGAUUUGCUUGAAAAACGAUCAGGGCCGACAAUCAGAAAAGUUAAACGUUAAAUAUUUACAAUCAUAAAUCCUAAUGUGUUUGGUCAACACAGAGUUCUGCUGAGCUUUUGUAAUACUUUCUCCUACUCUUCCUACUUUUUGGUUUUCAUCAGUCUCGAUGCCCUGUGGCACCAUGCUACCUCUCACAGGUCAGAAUUGGGACUAUGCCAGACAUCUGGCAAUAUGGUUGCGUGUAUGUGGCGUGCUGUGGUGGUCACUUGAAUACAGCACACGCUGUGUAAGAGCAAUAAGUACGUAUCCACAUUUUUUUCCCUCAUCAUAUAUGCAUUCCUCGCAUUUUAUAAACAAAGACAGACAAUUUAAAUUGGUUAAGAUGUUUAAAAUCCUAUACAUAAACAUGGAAAUAUCCUAUGUCCAAAUUUGGUCAAUUUAAUAAUUUCAACAAAUCAAUGCUAUUAGUCAGUCUCCUCAUGGGUCUGUUAUUUUUACAAUUUAUUGACCAAUAUUUUAAACAUAGGUCAAAAUGAGUCUGUGAUAUGGUUUAAAUUUGACAUCGAUGCGGUUUGUUGAUUGAAUGCAAAAAGCAAUAAAUGACAUAAGGCUUGCAAAACAGGUGGAUUUGAAAUCACUGAUGUACUGACCAGCCUACUUUGUGGUUGGUACCUACUCACUCAACUCAACGGCAACACGGCAUUUAAGUCUCAGCCUCUGCCAAGGCAUAUAAAUACAGUAUAGUCUAUAAAGUAUACAUAUUUUGUGUUUUACAGCAUUACUUAACAACAUUUAUAAUUUAUAAUGUAACUGAUGAUGAAAUGGCAAAGCUUGGGGUCAUUGUUGCCAAAAUGUGCGUGAGCAAUGAACGUCGUGUUCCCAGGCCAGCCGAGAGACAUAGUCUCGCCAGCGUGUCCUGGGUUGUCCCCUCACCCGGGAGGCGUCCGGGAGGCAUCCUAAUCAGAUGCCCGAGCCACCUCAUCUGACUCCUUUCAAUGCGGAAGAGCAGCGGCUCUACUCUGAGCCCCUCCCGGAUGACCGAGCUUCUCACCCAAUCUCUAAGGGAGAGCCCGGACAGCCUGCGGAGAAAACUCAUUUCGGCCGCUUGUAUCUGAAAUCUUGUUCUUUCGGUCACAACCCACAGCUCCUGACCAUGGGUGAGGGUAGGAACGUAGAUCGUAAAUUGAGAGCUUCGCCUUUUGGCUUAGCUCCUUCUUCACCACAACGGACCGAUACAAAGUCCGCAUCACUGUAGACGCUGGAUCGAUCCGCCGGUCGAUCUCCCAUUCCAUUCUUCCCUCACUUGUGAAGACCCCAAACUAUUUGAACUCCUCCACUUGGGGCAGGAUCUAAUCCCCGACCCGAAGAGGGCACUCCACUCUUUUCCGACUGAGGACCAUGGUCUUAGAUUUGGAGGUGCUGAUUCUCAUCCCAGGCGCUUCAAACUCGGCGGUCCCCGCCUUCGGCCACCGCCCAGUUCACACUGCACCCGACCCCUAUGGCCCCUCCCACAGGUGGUGAGCCCAUGGGAAGGGGGACCCACAUUACCCUUUCGGGCUGUGCCCGGGCGGGCCCCAUGUGUGCAGGCCCGGCCACCAGGCGCUCGCCUUCGAGCAGCCCCAGACAACUUAGCUCCUAGGAUCAUUGGGACACACAAACCCCUCCACCACGAUAAGGUGACGGCUCAAGGAGGGGUGAUACAAUGUUAUCAAGGAUUUAACAAACAUCCCGUUUAAUUUUGGUUUCCUGUAAAGCAAUGGUGAACGACUGGUUAGCACAUCUGCCUCACAGUUCUGAGGACUGGGUUUCAAAUCCCGGCCCCGCUUGUGUGGAGUUUGCAUGUUCUCCCCAUGCCUGGGUGGGUUUUCUCUGGGUACUACAGUUUACUCCCACAUCCCGAAAAAAAACAUGCGUAGUAGGUUGAUUGGAGACUCUGAAUUACCCAUAGGUGUGAAUGUGAGUGUGAAUGGUUGUUUGUUUCUAUCUGCCCUGCGAUUGGCUGGCAACCAGUUCAGGGUGUACCCCGCCUCUCGCCCGAAGAUAGCUGGGAUAGGCUCCAACAGCCCACGACCCUAGUGAGGAUAAGCGGUGAAGAAAAUGGAUGUGUAGAUGAAAAGCGAUGGUUUUGGAGAUGCGAGGUGACAUGCAUUGUUAUUCAACAACAAAGUUCAUGAAACACAUUCGCUGCAUCUGUGAGAAGACUAACCUUCACAUUGAUUUCUAAAUUUGAACAAAUCGGAGGCCCUUAGAGGUUCCACUGUAGACCAAAUGUUCACAUGCAGAAUCGUGUGCUCCAGUGUGCCUCACACGAUGUUCCACUGUGAGGGCCAUCUCUUGAUGAGUCUUUUGGCCAGUGUUGUAAUUGUCUUUUGUAGACAAAAUGUGGCUCUUUGCUGUGUAUUGUAGCACUCUUGUCGCGCUAUUAUGGUUGCUAGGAAACGAUCAGAAAACAAGCCCUGACAAUCAUGCCUGUCAUCAUUUUAUCCCACCAGUAGAGUCCCGGGGAUAAACUGGAUAAAGUUGUCUGUCCAACAACAAAGAGAUCACAUUCCAAUUGUGUGUGUUGUUCUUCACAAUAUACAUGAGCUCUCAUCGUGGGCCCAAAAUUUUUUUAUUUUUUCUCAGUUGUGACAUUUUUUUUAAAAUGGAGUUUUGUUCACGGUUUCAUUUGAGCUGAUGUUAUCAUUGGAACCCUUCUGACCUAUUGUACAUAACCAGCAUCAUGUAAAAUUGGAGUUGGACACAUUAUGGUCAUCAUGCAGUACAUGUUGCUUUUUUACUGGGAAGGAAUGUUCUUCAUUGUGCACUUCAACACUGUAUUAUCAAUCUUCAGCUUGUUGGGUUAGCACCUGGGGGAAUGCAGCUUUUGAAGAUCUCUCACACGUGUUCAAGAAUAAUUUCCGGGGCCAUGGACCAAAGAUGCAGAUACGUAUAACAGGGUCUUCCAGGUUCCUAAUCACACAUCCCAAUUAAGGUGAGCAUCUCCAUAGUUAGCCUGGCUGGCGCCAAAGCUACAAUUAUGAGCUCUAACUGCACUCUGUGUGCAAAGAAAGAGCAUCUGCUUUAAUUUGAAGGGAGCAAUCAUGACAAACCUGGAAAUCUUUUUAAUUUCCACUCAUGUACCACUGCAAGGGGCGUGUGUUUGAGCGUGGACCUGCAGCCGUAGCUUGUCAGCAGCGCGGGCACGUUUUAGUGACACAAGCCAAGGACAUGUGAUGGUUAGAACUGUGCUCAUGAUGUAGCCUGUUUCCUUCAGGUUCACUCUGUUCCUCGAACAGAAGAACGCCUUACUACAUGCAUACACUUGUCAAUGAUCCUUUGGUCCACUCUGUUGUCUUGGCUGUAAAGAGGUUAGCCAGAGCACUUAUCUCCACCUCCUUUCAAUGCUUGGACUUUUCCACUUGUUGCACGUGUUCUAAAAAGGUCCAGAAACAUGGGGUGGUAGGGGCUAAUGCAUGUGGUCAUGUAGGAAAUAUGUAAUGAAUACAAAUCAGCAUGUAGCUAAGGGGUGGGUAAAAUCUGUUUUUUUAAUCCGGCCCAUUGAGCAUUUACAUUAUCAGGAGUCUUGUUAUAUUUGUUGCAUUAAUUUAAAUGGAUUCCCCCUAAUUAAAGUAGCAUUUAUUCAUUUUCAUGUAUUUAUUUGUUUAAUUGAUUUGUUUUAAAUAUCACGUGGGUUUACUCUGAUUUCCACUUGCAUUCCAAAUAACAUGCUUGUUAAUUAAAAAUGAAUGGUUAUUUGUCUAAAGCUGGAAUACGUAAACUCCAGCUCACAGGUGAGCCUCAUGAGGAUAAGCGGUAUAUAUGAAACAUGAUAAUUAUUUAUAUUUUGUUAUUCAAAUUAGGUAUUUUACAGACACUUUAACUUUUCUUUAAAUCUCAGCUACGAAUUACCUGGCUCAUCUGUCCUUCUUAAAAAUUGAAUGUGGCCCUUAAGCACAAAGAUUUGCCCACCACUUAUAUUGUCCAACUCUGCUACAACUGUAAUUUGCAUUGGACGAAAUGCUUUACAGUCAUGAUGGUUGGUGUCUUUUUUUAUUUAUAUAUUGUCUUUCAUGUAUUUUUGUUUUUCGGCUCGUGUAAAGAUUAAUGGCACCAGUAAUUAAAGCAAGCUGAUGCCCAGCAUUUCACCAGUGUUAAUCCUGUAUUGUUACAGUAAGUUGGUAGCAAAAUGUUGCGAGUGCUGACUGUCUUUCAGUAUAUGUUCAGUUCCACUAACAUCCAUAAUAUGCAAAUAUUGUACAGUUUGUGUCCAACUUAUUGUAUACACACAGA
This is a messenger RNA of Phycodurus eques (leafy seadragon), 8264 nucleotides long. Its product is annotated as fibroblast growth factor 14-like. Gene Ontology annotation, biological process: positive regulation of protein phosphorylation; fibroblast growth factor receptor signaling pathway; regulation of cell migration. Gene Ontology annotation, molecular function: growth factor activity; fibroblast growth factor receptor binding. The transcript is spliced from 5 exons. The record is from RefSeq and is a predicted model, not a curated record. Bases 335 to 1186 code for a protein of 283 amino acids. NCBI's taxonomy places the organism in Eukaryota, Metazoa, Chordata, Actinopteri, Syngnathiformes, Syngnathidae. Gene Ontology annotation, cellular component: cytoplasm.